Molecule: messenger RNA, 3724 nt
Organism: Sebastes umbrosus (honeycomb rockfish)
Lineage: Eukaryota; Metazoa; Chordata; Actinopteri; Perciformes; Sebastidae
Product: probable C-mannosyltransferase DPY19L4
Exons: 20
Coding region: 314-2713 (799 amino acids)
Cellular component (GO): nuclear inner membrane
Molecular function (GO): mannosyltransferase activity
Source: RefSeq, a predicted model, not a curated record
CACUAGUUUCUGUAGCCAUCCGCAUCCGUAACUUCCGCUCUGUCCCAGCAGCGGUGCUAACUUCAGUCCUCUACUCAGUAAACACCGCAGACACUGGAGCUGUGACACUUCUGCUUUACAACUUCAUACAAUAAAAGUUCCAUUAGAAGAGGGAAGCGUGUAACUCGGCUUGUCACCUGCCUGGUUUACUUCAGAGCAAAGUAUUGAUCUGAGGGCUCUUGGGUUAGCUAGCUGACUGCUCGUUAGCUUGUUAGCUAGCAUGCUGCUGUCUCAACACAUCAGACAACUCCUCUCGGACUAAUCUCAUCUCGUCAUGACCGAAUUAAGAUGUCGAAGAACAGACCCUUUGGAGGGUGAUAAAGAAGAUGACGGGCGGCACAAUGAGCCAGAGGUGCAGGCUACAUCUACCAGAGAGCCGGUGAACACAGAGGAGGAGGGGACUGUGUCCACCGGUGAGGAUGGAGAGGACCAUCAGCAGGAGGAAGAUGAGGGAGAAGUUAAAGAAGAGGAUGGAGCGGACAAGCAGCAGGAGGAUAAAGAAGAGGAUGGAGAUGACAAGCAGCAGGAGGAUGAGGGGGAAGUUAAAGAAGAGGAUGCUCAACAGACACAGGAAGAAUCAAACAGACCCGAGUCUUCUGUCAAAAGAUCCAAGUGCUCUUCUGCAUCGGGUUUUUUGCAGCGCCUGGUGAGGGUGUUCUUCGGAUGUCUGGCAGCAGUUGCCUGUGGCGUGCUUUAUGCCGCGUAUCUGUCUGCGUAUCAUGACAGGAAGUUCUGGUUUUCAAUUAGACAGGAGCUAGAGCGGGAAAUCACCUUCCAAGGAGGCAGCGGGCUGUAUUAUUACUACUACAAGCACAUGCUGACGGCACCGUCCUUUGAAAGAGGGUUUUAUGAGCUGACGCUGGAUAACAGGACUGUUUCAGGUCAGACCAUCAACGCAGUGGAGCGUCUGUCUCUGUAUCCAGAGCUCAUCACAAGCCUAAUGUACAGACUCACCGGCAGCCAGGAUUUUGUGGAGCCGAUCUACUUCUAUGUUGGAGCGGUUUUCGGGCUCCAGGCGGUCUAUGUCACCGCCCUGUUUGUGUGUAGCUGGGUGAUGAGCGGCACCUGGGUGGCCGGCAUGUUGGCCGUGGCCUGGUAUGUGAUCAACAGACCAGAUACAAGCAGAGUGGACUAUGCCAUUCCUCUGCGGGACAACUGGGCUCUGCCUUACUUCUCUUGCCAGGUUGCAGCUUUGACUGGAUUCUUGAGUAAUAAUAUCUGCUCUGCCACUGAGAUGUUUUGCUAUCUCACCAUGAGUGCCACCACCUUCACCUUCCUCCUGGUCUGGGAACACAGCCACUACGUGCUCUUCAUCCAAGGCCUCUGUCUUUUCUUACUCGACUCUUUUGACCUGGUGCCACCACGCAAGAUGGCUGACAUUCACAAGGUGUACCUCAGCUCUUUGUUCCUGGCCUACAUGUUCCAGUUUCAGAACCCGACCCUGCUCAGCUCGCCUCUGCUCAGCCUCCUGAUUGGCUCAGUGCUCGCGAGGUACUUCCAGCAAAAGAUGAAGAUGGGGCCUCUUGUGGCCAGAGUGAUGAAGCUCUUCCUACACUUCCACCUAGUCUUUACCACGGGGAUCACCUUCAGUUAUUUGGUCAAGAAACUUAUACCUGUAAGUGAGAGUGACUUCAUUUUGAAAUUCCUUGAAGUAAAAUUUGGGCUCAACACAACAACUGACUUUAUCACCAACUUCCUCCUGUGCCAAAAGAGUUUCCAGACACCCGGUCAGGACUUAUUUCUACGGCUGACGCAGGCCUCAGUCCUUCCCUUCUACUUCCUGGUACUCACUGUCUGCCUGCUGUCCACCCUGCAGACCAUUUACAGAAGACUCAGUGGCCAGCCGAUGAAAACCAACCUCAGGCUUGAAGAUGGACGAAUAGGAGAGCAGCCAGAGGUCAUCUAUCAUGUUUUUCACACGUUGCUUUUUGGAGGCCUGGCUCUGCUGUUUGAUGGGAUGAAAUAUUUAUGGACCCCGUACGUCUGCAUGUUCACAGCAUUCGGUGUGUGUUCUCCAGACCUCUGGAUGACUGUGUUUAAGUGGCUCAAACUGAAGUCCAUCCACCCUGUAGUACUGUCUCUGAUCCUGAGCACAGCAGUUCCUACCAUCAUUGGUUUCAGUCUGUGGAGAGAGUACUGCCCUCGUGUCUUAGCAGAGUUGUCAGAUCUGCAGGAGUUUUAUGACCCAGAUACAGUAGAGCUGAUCAGCUGGAUCAAGUCCCAGGCUCCAGUGGCGGCUGUCUUUGCAGGCAGCCCUCAGCUGUUGGGAACAGUGAAGUUGUGUUCAGGUUCAGCUGUAACCAGUUUACCGCUUUACUCAGACAUCAACCUGCUGAGGAGAACUGAAGAUACUUACCAGGUGUAUGCAAUGAGAUCUGCAGAGGACAUCUACAAGAUUCUGACCUCUCACAAGACAAACUAUGUGAUCAUCGAGGAGUCGAUUUGUAACGAGCUCAGUCUUAAUAAAGGCUGUAGGAUCAAAGACCUGCUGGACAUCGCCAAUGGACAUGUCGUUUAUGACAAAGGAGAGAUCUACUCCUUCUCCAAGCACGGAAGAUUCUGCCACGAGAUAAAGAUGAACUACUCGCCCUACACAAACUACUUCACUCGGGUUUUCUGGAACCGCUCGUACCACGUGUACAAAGUGAACUCUGUCAUCUCCUUUCAGUACUGACAGCAGCUCCUGCCUCCCUGCUGAGAGUUCACUGAGCCCGGCUCUGCCCUUCUCCAGUGUUUCACACCAUAUCCACAAUGUAACACAGAGGACUCGGAAAGAUGUCUCAUCACUGGUACCUUCCAUGUCCUGGUGUAGACGGUGAAGCUGUAAAUUCAGACAAACUGGGAUCAACAUUGGUUUUGGCCUACACGUCAACAUAAAAGGGCCCUGUUGAAGUUGAAAUAGGCCAUAAGUAAUAAUCACUGUACUGUAGUUUUACAAGCCAUGCGUUACUGUUACUGAUGUAUUUAAUGAAGGAAGAGGUUCAUAUGUGAGGUCUGUGUUUUCACUUUGUACAAAAGACGAGAGCGGCUGACAUUUGUUUCUGCUCUGUAAAAGGGAAGUGGGUAAGUAAAGGUGAGCAGAGGACACCCACCUCAGUUCAUCAAUAUAAUUCCUGGGCUCUACCAUCAGCCGGUGAAUAUAUUCAAAGCUCAGCAGCUCACCUGCGACAUUGCAAGAUAAUGACGUUGUGAUAUCAGGUGUGAAGUGUAGAGAAGCUUCAAACACCGUGAAUAUUUAUGGAGAGAUUUUAAUGUGUCGUACAUGCUCUGCUUUUCCCAUUUUAACUAUGGUUUUGUUACGGAGCCUCUCUGUUUUUAUAUCCAUAUAUUGAUCGAACAACCCGGGACAAUAGAAACAACUUUCUUUCAGCCUUAAAGGGUAGUGCUGGUUCUGAUGCUGCUAUGUCUCCAUCGUUCUCUCCAUGUGGAUGCCUUAUUUUGAGAUGUGGGAACUGAUUGAUAGACAUCUCUUUAUCCAUCACACGUUUUGUUCCGUCUGAGACUGACCGUUUCCCCUCCCCUGGUUCUUAACUGAAGUAUUUGCUGGUAAAUUCCUUCUGGUGCUAUCAUGCAGGUCUCACCAAUAACUGUUCCUCUGCAAAAGGCCAUGUAGUGACUAUUAGGUUUAAUUGAAAUAUGGAAAAUAAAAGUGUGUAUGAGUUGAUAAAUACAAAGCUGUUGCCAA